Molecule: messenger RNA, 2701 nt
Organism: Paramuricea clavata
Lineage: Eukaryota; Metazoa; Cnidaria; Anthozoa; Malacalcyonacea; Plexauridae
Source: the annotation of a GenBank genome assembly
AUUUUAAGAUUUUUUGGAAGAAAUUGGAAUUUUAAAAUUAGCCUGCAAAGCUAAUUUUUAAUUCAAAGAGUCAAAGACAACCAAAGGUCGUAAUAUUAUGAUAUGAAUUAAAAGUCCUAUAUGUAUAACAUUGUAAUCAGAAACUGUUUAUUUGGUAAAUUUCUAUGUGUAAAGGCCCUUUCAAAUUGUGUCAAAUUUUCAUGUGCUGGUCCACUGGUGAGACUGGUACCAUCAAGCUGGUAGGUGACGUCAUGUUUUUUAACUUUUAUAUUGUAUUAUUGUGUGGAUAAACUGUCAAUAGAGAGUUGCAAGACAACAAAGUAGAAAGACAUAGUUGACAGUUUUUACACGUCUGCAUAUUAUCGUGCACUGAGUUUGGGGUCACUGAUGGUUGCUCAACAUGUCUUCCUGUUAUAGAUUCAUGUGUCAAUGUUUAUGAAUAUACUGCCUGUCUGAUCCUAAUUGUUAUUCUGACACAGACGAAACAGCGAGAUAUGAUAAUACACCCUAUCUUUGUUCUUCUGCCUUUGUUUUCAAAAAUAUAUUUGUUAUGAACGUUCAAGGCAGAAGAACAAAGACAGGAUACAGAUUGUGUAGGGUGCAUAUCGGGAUGCUGUGAUGAGCAGAUGGUCUGAUUAACCCAUUGAGUGACAGCACUCCUCCCUUGAUGAGCAUAAGAUCGUCUGGCAUUAGACAGAGUAAAAUAAUAAAAUAGGGUGCAUUAGGGCACAUUAGGGUAAUAUAUGUAAAUGACCAUGUUAAAUUCAACUGUCAUUAAGCUUGUGCACACAUGUUUUUUAUCCAUACAGAUUUCUUAUCUACAUUAUAUUAUGUUAACUAUAACUGCAUACAUUUAUGUACACAACAGUAUACCCAUGAAGUGAUGCAUUAGUCCCCUGGAACUUCCACCCAACCUGGAAAUUCAAAAUAGAUGGAUGCUAAACAAGUAUAGAUAAUUUUGUACAUAUGGUCUAAUUCCUUUUUCUGUAGCUCAUUUAAAACCAACAUGGACACUGGUGACAAAAUGGAGGAUGGUGCUUUGCCAAAUGAUAAAUGGUCAAAGGAGUCUGUAGAAUUAUUUAACCAGCUAAAUGAAAUGGGCGGUGAAUGGAAGAAGACGCGUCGAGAUAUGAGAGCAGGUGCCGAUGGCUCAAGGAUGUUCACGAACUCAGCUGAGCUUGAGAAGUUAUUUCAAUACGCAUUCUUUCAUAAUGCAAAGCUCCAGUGUAUAAAAGCAGUUGUACAGUUUGGACUUUAUACAAGAGGUCCUGUUGGGUAAGUAUACUGUAGGUGACACUAUCCCAUUGAAUGCCAGCAAUCCCUUUGACUAGUAAAAUUGUCUGGCAUAUAACAGAAUAAAAUAAUAAAGUAGCCUGGCACAUUGGGGACCACAUCUUGUCUUAGUCCUAAUUAACCCCCACUUGAUUUUAAUGAUUUUUUCCUAUAGGCUUGUGCACGGUGGUGCUAUUGCUACUAUUCUCGAUGUUGCUAUGGGAAAUUGUGCUAUUUAUUCUGGAUAUAGAUCUAUCACUGCAAAUUUAAAUGUGUAUUAUAAAAGGUAAAUAAAUGCCAAUUAUAUGCAUGUGCCCAGUCUUGUGCCUGAUUUAUAGGCCCUUUCCUUGUGAUAGUAUGUAGCUCCUAGUAAUGAAAUUACAAUAUAAUUUUUAGGCCUAUUCCUCUCAAUACAACAACUUUGGUCGAGGCUAAAAUUGACAAAAUCGAAGGUCGUAAGGUGUUUGUAUCAGGAGCGAUAAAAACUGUCGAUGGCUGUGCAAUUUACUCCACAGCCACAUCUAUAUUUAUAAUGCCUUUGAUAUUAAAUACUGUGUAGGAAGGCUAUUUAUUUAGUUGUAAUUUAGUCAACCUUGUACCUAUUUUUCAGGGCCGUAGGAAGCUCUUUUCGAUUGGGGGGAUUUAGAGUCUCUAAAAUGCCAUUUCCUGGACUUUGGGGGAAGAUUUAACAGAAUUCUGAUAGUCAGAAAACAGCGUUUUAGUAUGUCGAAAUUUACAGGAAAGUAUGGGCCAGACUGUUACUUUAUAAAUGCGCGGCGGGAAUUUUCGUCGUAAAUGGCAGUUGCGCGGAAAUGAAGGCAGAACAUUUGAAAAAAUUUCGAAAAUCUGGAGUCUCUAGAUGGUCUGAAAUGGCAUUUUCAGAGUUUUCUUUCGCAAGACCCAACACGCAAAAGACAAAAUAAAUCAUUAGUUCAUCAAAAAUGUGCAGAUUUUGUGGGAUUUUCUUGAAAAUGCGCGACAGAAAUUCAGCUAAAAUUUCUACGCGAGGAGCGAUCUGGAGUAUGAGUAAUAUCUUCAUUCUUUGCAGUUUGUCACAGAUUAAAUGAUAAAGUUUGCAUGAUUUUGAAAAAAGAAUGAUUAUUAGCAAAUUAUUGGGGGGGCUGCAGCCCCCCCGGUUGCUACGGCCCUGAUUUUUACAAUCUGCCAGGCGCUCAUGUUAUCAUCCACAUUUUAAUGUAUGUCUGUGUUUGUCUGUUAGCACAACAAUUCAAAAGAAUAUCAAACAUAGUAUUUAAUACAAAAAUUUGUACAGCUAAAUGCUAAUUGACCAAGGAGAAUCAUUUAAAUUUUGGUUCAAUUUGGACGAAAACUGAAUGCGAAAUUAUCAAAGGUUUGUCUCGCUGCAUUUGCUGGGUGGAAAAACUAAAUUGUAUAAUUUAUGCAUGAUACUUCAUUUAAUUUGCUGGUG